GAAGAUCGGUUGCCGGUUGUCCAUGUCGCUGACGCCUUCUCUUUCUAGCAUCGCGGGGCCCAUCCUCCGUCGCUUGUCUUGUCGCUGGUUGCAGCGAUGCAGUCCUACCUGAACACGUUGACGUAUCGUUUGGCAACGUCGCAAUACCUGUUAUUACCGUUCGGAUUUGGAGUUUGCCACAAAGCAGGUUUCGAUGCUCAGUUGAUCAAAUAUUCAGCGUUAUUAUAACAUUUUUUGUUCGGGUGUGUUUGGUUGUUGCGAGAGUUCGGCCGAAGUGUCGGUUUUUUAUUUCAGUGUUUUGUUUUUACGGUAUUUUCUAUUUUCUCUGUUAUCAUUACGAGAUGAUUGUUGUCGUUUCGAAGCUAGUUUUUUGAAAGUUUUCGUGUAGGUAUAAUAAUUGUGUCGCGUUGUCGUGUGAAUGGAAAAAGUUUAGUGUUUGUGCCUGGUUACCUAUACGCCGACGGAGACGAUGAUGACGAUGACGAUCAACAGAAUCACAUCGAAGAUGUCUUCGACCAAGAUCAUAGCCAAAUCGAACGAUUAAGGAAUAUGAAAACUUGAGCACCUAAAUCGAAUACCAAUCAACAUGGCGAGUUCAGCUGGACUGACUCUUAGCGAAUUAGAAAAGGGUGAACUGAUAUGGUUCGACCCGGGUGUCGGGCACGCGUUACCUGGAGAAGUUUUAGAGUACCAUAAACCGGCUCAAGUGCUCACUGUACAAGCGGUCAUCGGAGGAAAGCCGCAAGUUUUCUCUUUGACAAGCGCCAAUGGCUUGAAACGCAGGCAAGAUUUAGGACAGAAUGGAAUCGAGGAUAUGAUACAGCUAAAUGAUUUGAACGAAGCGUCCUUAUUAUGGAAUUUGAAAAUACGCUACGAAAAGGAAUUAAUUUACACGUAUACGGGCAGCAUUUUGGUAGCUGUGAAUCCUUACAAAAUGUACGAUAUGUAUGGUCUCGAUAUGGUCAAGAAGUACGAAGGCCAAAUUUUGGGAACGUUACCACCACACCUAUUCGCCAUUGGCUCAGCAGCUUACAGCGGCCUCACGAAGAGCAACCAAGUGGUAGUGAUAUCAGGCGAAUCUGGUUCCGGCAAAACCGAAUCGACCAAAUUAGUGAUGCAAUACUUGGCGGCAGUCAAUAAAUCGCCGUCUAAUUUGAUAACCGAGCAAAUUCUGGAAGCGUCGCCUCUGUUGGAGAGUUUCGGUAAUGCGAAAACCGUGCGAAAUGAUAAUUCGUCAAGAUUCGGCAAAUAUUUGGAAGUCUAUUUCAAAGAAGGUAUCAUUAUUGGAGCCAAAGUAACCGAAUAUCUGCUGGAGAAGUCAAGAAUCGUUACCCAAGCCCCGGACGAAAGAAAUUACCACGUGUUUUAUGAACUGUUGGCCGGAUUAACUGAGGAAGAAAAACUCAAAUAUGGGCUUUUAUCCGCCGAUAAAUACUUCUAUUUGAAUCAGGGAGGCAGCUGCGACAUCGAUGGCAAAUACGAUGGAGAAGAUUUCCAAUCUUUGUUGUCUGCCAUGCAAGUUUUGGGAUUCACUUCCGAAGAACAAGAUACCAUUUUUAGGAUUCUCGCUUCCGUUUUACAUUUGGGAAACGUGUACUUUCAUCGCAAACAAUUGAAACAUGGCCAAGAAGGAGUAGAAAUAGGUUCAGAUGCGGAGAUCAGAUGGACGGGGCAUUUAUUAAGAUUGGACCCGGAUGGUAUCAAGCAAGCUUUAACCACCAAAACGACGGAAGCACGAAAUGAAAGACUGUUCACAGCGCUGAAUAUAGAUCAAGCUUUAGAUACCAGAGAUGCUUUCGCCAAAGCAUUGUACAGUUCGCUAUUUACCUGGUUAGUUGCUCGAAUUAACCACAUCGUGUAUAAAGGUACCAAAAGAACGUCAGCUAUUUCGAUACUCGAUAUAUUCGGAUUCGAAGAUUUCAAGGAAAACAGCUUCGAACAAUUAUGUAUUAAUUACGCCAACGAGAAUUUACAGUUUUAUUUUAAUAAACACGUUUUCAAAUUGGAACAACAAGAAUACGCCAAGGAAAAAAUUCAAUGGCAGAAUAUCACAUUCAACGAUAACCUACCAGUUAUACAUCUACUGUCGAAGAAACCUGUCGGAAUACUUCAUUUAUUAGAUGACGAAUCGAAUUUCCCCAAAGCGACGGAUUCUUCGUUUUUGGAAAAGUGUCACUAUAAUCACGCCUUGAACGAGUUGUACUCGAGACCUCGCCUGAAUGUGCCGGAAUUCGGUAUCCGGCAUUUCGCCGGCCCUGUUUGGUACAAUGUGGACGGAUUCUUGGAUAAGAAUCGCGAUACUUUGAGGACCGAUGUGGUAGAUUUGUUGAUUUCGAGCUCUUUACCGAUGGUCAGCAAAAUGUUCACAGCUUUGAGAAAUACGUACGAAACUUCCAAAACUUUAAACAAAGCUAACGGCAGAUUUGUAACAAUGAAACCCCGAACACCUACGGUCGCCGCCAGAUUCCACGAUUCUUUGCAGCAGUUAUUAGAGUCCAUGUCCAAGUGUCAUCCUUGGUUCGUGCGAUGCAUAAAACCAAACUCUGAAAAGGCAGCUAUGAAGUUCGAUAUGCCCGUUGUUUUGGAACAACUAAGAUAUUCCGGUAUGUUGGAAACGAUCCGUAUUCGCAAACUCGGUUACCCGGUUCGAAUGAAGUUUAUGGAAUUCGUUGAAAGAUACCGAUAUCUACUACCUACCAGAAUGUGUACACCGAGAGGAGCACCUGCUAGGGAACUGUGUCAUAUCAUUUUGGAAAACCACGGUGAAGAUUAUCAACUGGGUACGACUCGGGUAUUCUUGCGCGAGAACUUGGAACGUGAAUUGGAGAGAGAAAGAGCUGAAAUCUUACACAAGGCUGCCAUGACCAUUCAACGUAACGUCAGAGGGUUCUUGGCUCAGAAACGAUAUCAAAACGCCAAACAAAGCGCCAUCAAAAUUCAGUCCGCCGUUAGAGGCUGGAAAGAGCGUAGGAAAUACGUGGUGCUGAGAAGAGGUGUUGUCAAAACGCAGGCCUUGUAUCGAGGCAGAAAGCAAAGGCAGCGAUAUAAUCAACUAAAGGAAGAACUGAAACGCCGAGCUGAAUUAGCCAGAGAACGAGCUCGUGUUAAAGCACAGAAAGAAGAUCAAGAACGUACUUCGAGAGCCAUAGCUGGAGUCAAUCAUCUGGAUGUGCCUGCCGAAUUGGCGUUUGUAUUCAAUAAAUUGGAAGAUACUCAACCAGUUCAUAACGAACGUCAAAUAGUCAAAGUCGUAGGACCAGUUGUAGAGAAAAAAGAAAUGUACGAAUUACCCGUCGAUGUCGAUCAACACGUAUUUUCUAAAUUUACCAAUAUCUACUUUAAGUCUCACGUCUGGGGUAUGAAGAGAGAACCGAUCAAAACACCAUUUCUGCACAAAAACAAAGAUUCCGAUUACGCCGACUCUUUGGCUUUAUUCAAGUUAAUUCUACGUUUCAUGAACGACGACACGUUAACUGAUCGCAAAGAACAAGUGUUAGGAGAUUACAUCUGCUACAAAGGAUUGACUAAUGAAAAACUGCGCGACGAAAUACUCUGCCAGUUGGUCAAUCAGACGUGGAGGAACGACGUGCAGGCUAAUAACGAAAAAGGCUGGUUAUUAAUGGCUAGCUGCUUAUCGGUCUUUCCACCAUCGCCUAGUUUAUAUAAAUUCCUGCUCAAGUACGUCUCUGAUCACGGAUAUAACGGAUACAAGGCGAUCUGCCAACAGAAAUUGUUACAGUCUCAUAACCAGUGGGCUAGAUUGUAUCCGCCUUGUUUGCUCGAAUGGAAGGCUAAUCGUAAGAAGAUACAUACUGCCGUACAAGUACACUUUGCGGACGGUGAAUCAGUAAUGGCUGAUUUGAAUUCGUGGACACGAUGCGAAUCAUUGUGCGAAACUGUAUUAGCUGACAAAGGUAUAGCAGAAUGCCACGGAUGGACUGUCGCAUUAGAUAAUAACGAAGACCAACGUAAUGGACUGGAUUAUGUGUUUGACGUAAUUUCCGAAAUGGAGUUACCUCAAGGAUUCCCCACCCAGAAACAAAAUGUUAUUCCAACUAGUCAAAAAGCUGAACCAUAUUCGACUGCUCGCAGACCAACUGUACCACCUCCUCAACCACCUGUCAGUUUACCUCAGAAUGCUCAACCAAAAAUGAGAUCAAUUUCUCGCGAUCAUAUGGUAGAAUCUGGUUUAUCGAGACAAUCAGCAUUGAACGACAGAUAUUUCGAUAAAGAAAGUACUCGAUCGCGCAGCUUGGAUAACCUUCUGUCUCCGACGAUCACAACGAAGAGUGGGGCGGAGAACCCAUUAAAACUGGAGAAAUUAGGAUUAUCUCAUAGCCGACUCAACGACAGGUAUCACUCGCAAUCGAUGGAAAGGAUCCAAGAAAUUUCCGGCGACAUGGACGUUGAAUUGAGCAAAGUAGAAGAUGAUAAUUUAGAAUCCGUUAGUCAACGAGGAGAAAACAGGAAAUAUAGUUUGACUGGAGCAUCUUCGGACGUAUUGGGUGUAAACAGUCAACUGGAUUUCGAUUUCUCCGAUUUGGCUCGAAGCGAAGACGAUAAAGGAAGCUAUAUCAAAGGCCAUCCUAGAUUCAUCAAAUCGCAAUAUGCCGGAAAACGAGCCGCUCCUGGAAGCCAUUCGAGUAGAGCUCAAAUUGAAACGAGGUAUUCGGCUGAUAAAUCUGAUGUCGGAGUCAAGAGCUCAGCACUUUCGGAUACCAGCGAAGCUCCAUCUUUGGCUUCCCACGUAAGAAGAGUACGUGUUCCUUCGCAAGCCUCUGAUGUAGAUCAGUUCCUCGACGAUCUAUUUAAUCCGGUUUUAGACCAGUUAUCCGAUGCUCGUUCGUUAGCUGCUUCAAUCAAGGGCACUGAUAGCGAUUUUGAAGAGUUACUUGCACGACCGGAUAUAUUAGCCAGUCGUAUCAAAGGCGGUGGUAAAGGAGUCGGUGGAGUUGGAUCGCAUCAAACAAGCACCCAGAGCCCUACUUCUGCAUCGUACAGCUUUAAUCCUAUGGUCAGUUCGCCGCCAUCGAUGAUACCCGGAUUAAUCUCACCACCAUCUUUACUAAUGCCUUCGGUACCUUUGUACAACGCACAAGGGGCCGUAUCAUUGGAUGCUGCCACAAUGGCGCAAGGAUACAUGCCAGUACCUAUUUAUAAUAUGCAAGGUUUACAUUUACCAGAUCAAUCUCAAUCCGGUGAUCCGAACGUGAUCGCUUACCAAGCCAAUCUGCAACAGGCUUUCUUGCAGUCUGCUAUGGCGCAAAAUAUUCGCAUGCAGCAGCAGUUAUUGGCUCAGAAUCAAGCUUUUCAGCAACUUUUACUGCAGCAGCGUAUAACCCCCAAUGAAAAUGGUACUCCGCAGAAAGGCAGCAAAGCGACACCAACAUCCAGCGCAGCCAAUAAUCAUACUCAAAUGUACAGAUCUGGUUCACCUCAUUCCACUUUUACCAGCGUACUUUCCGAGUUGAAAAAUCGAAAAUCGUCAUCAGAAUCGAAUUCAAAGUCCGUGGUUCCCCCUCCUCCACCGUUACCGCCCCCGCCAGAAUUGAUAGAUCCUAGCGAAACGAGACCAUUCAUGGAUCCAUACGGUAGAGCGAAAACCGUACGUAUUGGUAAAUGGAGAUGGCCACCUCCGAAAGAUGAUAACUCGCAAGACACUUCGUUCAUUCAGUUUAAAAUGAAACAAAAACGUAAACAUUCUCACGAACUGGGAGAUGGAGAGGUCGGAAUCGAAUGGGAAGAAUACGAAAUAUCGGCCGAACAAUCGCUUCCGGUUCAAGGACAGAAUCAAUCCAAUGCUUCGAAACAUAAUCAAGUUGAAAUUCAUCGUUCUUCGUAUAAAUCUUUGGAAGUUGGUUCAGCUCGACCAAGUCCCGGUAGCGUAGGAAAACUACGAAUUAGCAACGAAAUGAAACAUAAGUUAGAACUCGUCACUGCCAAUCACAGCUUGAGAUCGACUGGCAAACCGCGUCCUCCAGCCAUUCCAAACAUGCAGAACAAUCAAACUGGAAAACUGGAUUCUGACAGAAGAUUACUAUUGCAGCAACAGUUAGCUGGAAGAUGGGGCAGUGUUGACAAUGUUGAUAGUAGAACUACAUCCAAAGAUGACCGAUCUGAUAUUCAACAGAACAAUAUUAGAAAUCAGAUGGAUCGAAUGGAGAAACCAAACCAAAACACUGGCAGGAGACCACCUCCGCCACCCAUCGUACCACAACCGCCUUCCCGAACAAAUAGUUUUUAUUCUCAUAACAAUAAUAUGAUUCCACCUCCACCUGUUCAACCUAUGGCUAGAGAGAUGUACGACCAAAGUAUGUUCAAUACAGGAUCAGUUUCUGUUCAUCGUUCAGAUCAUGUUGAACUGGAAGAAUCUCCGGAAUUCUUGACUCCUGUAGAAGCUUUACCCAAUACACAAAUGCUACAAGAGACCACUCAGUCGACUGUUUUAUACAAUACAACGAACGGCGUCCAUAUUACCUACAACAGAGUACCGUGGAAGCUGAAUAUUCGUAAAGAGGUAUUUUCUCCCAAAGAAACCACCUCGAGUCCGUUAGUAUUGCAUUUAAUAUUUUGCCAAAUCGUUAACGACGUUUUAACCAAAAAUAUGGCCAGAAUUACGAACAACGAGAAAUCCGAGAUGUUACAGUUGCUGGAAAAAUACGAUAUUACCGUCAACAAUAUGCAUUCUAAUCAACAUAAAGCCAGCACCAAGCGUUCCGUUAUAGAAGUAGCGCAGCAUUGGUUGUUAUACUUCGCGCGGAUAUUCCCCGUCUCGUGUGGUUACGAAAAUCCAGAUGUACAGUUAUUAGCCAUCACUCAGGUUGGAAUUAGACUGGUCAAGGUGGAGAAUAACAAACUGAAAGUUUUGCAUUCUAUUCUAUUAGAAGAAAUAGCCGAAAUAAUUGCUGGAAAAGGAGGUGCUUCUUUGGAAAUAUUUUUAAUUUCCGGCGAAUGUUUCUCGGUUUAUACUCCGGGAUGUCGACUGAUAUACGCUAUGCUGAAUGCAUUCCUUAGAGAAGCUGGACCUCCGGGUAGAAUGCAGCGCAUCGAUGAUAGAGUCAGACCCAUGGAUCAGAAAGGUUGGCAUUCGGAUAGGACACACGCUGUCAAUUCAGUGACCAAUGAUCGUCAUGUGACUGAUGAUGGCAAACAUUCGUUAUUGCAGUUCGCCAUGUAUCAUUUUAGAAAAAGCAGCGAGAAGUUCGAGGUGUUGAAAACCGCGGACGGAGAAAUAAACGGAUCUUUGAAAAUGUUACAAGGUAAAAAAGGCGAUUGGACGUGGAAAGAACAGGUGGAUCUAGUCAAGUAUACGACAGUUUGCAUAAGCGAGUCUCUACUUAAAUUAGAACCGGAGCUGAAUCGUUUAGCUGUCGAAUGUUUCGAAUGCAUAAUGAGAUACAUGGGCGAUUUACCUAUAACGCCGGAGCUGAAUGAAGUGAAAUGCGUUUAUACCAUUUUAAUGCAUUGUCAUAAGUACGAGAAUUUACGAGACGAGGUGUAUUGCCAAUUGAUGAAACAAACCACCAGCAAUAAAACCGAUAGUUGUCAACGCGGUUGGAGAUUGUUGAGCAUUGUGGCUGCGUAUUUCAUGUGCUCGGAAACAUUACGACCAUUUUUAUUGAAAUAUUUGGAAACUGCCGCCUACGAUAAACGACGAGCUUUCCACGGCACCGCCAACGUAUGUUUGCAGAAUUUACGUAAAACCCUCAGAUACGGUGGUCGUAAAAACGUACCCAGUGUCGAAGAAGUAACCGCAGUCAGCGCUGGACGUAAUUCUAAACGACAAAUGUACAGACUUCCGGGCGGCAGCGAGACUGUAAUUAACACCAAGUCGACGACCGUCGUCGACGAUAUAAUAUCGGAUAUGUGCGCUUUGAUAAAUGUCGAUAACCCGUUAGAAAUGGAAGAGUUCUCGCUGUAUUGCAUUGUAGAAGGCGAUGCUUUUACCAUGCCUUUGGCUCGCGAAGAAUAUAUACUCGAUGUUACCACUGAAUUGCAGAAAAAUCAACAGGUAUUCUAUUUGAUUUUCUGCCGAUCCGUUUGGUAUUUCCCGUUGCGGUUGGAUCAUCAUUUAUAUGUGCAAGUUUUAUUCAAUCAAAUAGCUCCUGAUUAUUUGGAAGGGCUUUUGUUAGUACAACCGAAUGAGCUGCUUCCUGAGGAGUUGGUGUACGAAAUAGCCAAGUUGGCAGCUUUAUUGCAUAGAGCAGCCGACAUGACUCAUCCACCUACCAUGAAAGAAACCAAAUUUUUGCUACCUAAACCCGCCUUGGCUCAACGUGACAUCAAACCUCCUCAAUGGGUUCAGAUGGUACAAGCGAACUGGGCUCAAGUUGAAAUGAUUCACAGUAUUCAAGCUAAAGCUCAGUUAUUAGAAAUACUCAGCAAGUGGCCACUAUUCGGAUCUAGUUUCUUUGCUGUGAAACGAGGCGGUGAUCAACAAAUAUUGUCUUUGAACAGAUACGGAGUGCACUUUUUGCACAUUGUUACUCAUGAAACGCUAUCCAGUGUGCCAUAUAACGAAGUAAUUUCAACUCGUAAAGUUAGAGCAGAGUCUGGCACUCUGUAUCUGGAGUUGAAAUGCGGUAAUCUCUUCCAGCAAAGAGUGGCUCGCUUGCAAACUGACCAAGCUCAUGAAAUUGCCAGGCUUAUUAGACAAUACAUGAGCUUACACCGCCAGAAACUGGUGGUACAUUAGGCAUUUGUUGCUCGAGAAUGAACAUUACCUAUAACAGUAUUUUAUUUGUACUUUUAUAUACAAAUUUUAAUUUUUCUUUCCCUUUUUUUUACAAAAAAAAAAUUAGUACGUGAAUUUUGUUAAAUUUUUUAUUUAUUAUUAUUUUUUUUAUUCAAUUGAAUAAUUUUGCUCUUUUUUUCUCGUUUAAAUAUGUAUAUGCAUAUCGUUGUUGUAGUUUCUUUGUUUUUUUUCAAAGAAAUUUAGAUAAUAGUUGUUAUCAACAAAUUUCCAUUUUAUGGUUUACUAAAAAUAAAGCAAAAUAAAUUACAAAAAAAUGU
This is a messenger RNA of Planococcus citri (citrus mealybug), 9012 nucleotides long. It is a transcript of the gene Myo10A, whose product is annotated as Myosin 10A. Bases 587 to 8695 code for a protein of 2702 amino acids. Gene Ontology annotation, cellular component: myosin complex; cytoskeleton. Lineage: Eukaryota; Metazoa; Arthropoda; Insecta; Hemiptera; Pseudococcidae. The record is from RefSeq and is a predicted model, not a curated record. The transcript is spliced from 52 exons. Gene Ontology annotation, molecular function: ATP binding; protein binding; cytoskeletal motor activity.